AUGCGCCCGGCAACUCUAAUCAAAGAUCUAGAGAUUGAUCCAAAACGUGUCGGUCGCCCAAGGCUUGACCCAUACCAGAGGCUUCUCGGCCGAUUUUACGAGCAACUGUUUCUUUUGAAUGCACUUGGACAGACACGUGGUAACCACAAAACUUCAUCUUUCGAGCUUGAUGCUGCCCGGGCACGACGCAGACGAUUUCUGCAAAAUCUUUGUUUCGUUUGUGAUUUCAGAAAGGGAGGCAGUACAUGCACUGCAAUUGGGCUUGAGGAGCUCGAUACGCGCUACAACUUCUUUGUUGCUUCGAAUAACGAAAUCGAUAAAAUCGCUGCGUUUCUCCAAAACGUCCUCAACGUUUUGCGGGCCGUAGCCCAUCAAGCUGGCACAAAUGAUGCUUGCACAGAAUCAGAGUUCUUUCAGCUAUGCAUUGGAUUUGCUGCUGAGCGCAUCAAAGAGGAAGGCAAUUGUCUUCGCAGAAACGCUAAAGUCUGA
Penicillium antarcticum is the source of this 489-nucleotide messenger RNA. RefSeq lists its product as uncharacterized. The transcript has a single exon. Bases 1 to 489 code for a protein of 162 amino acids. The record is from RefSeq and is a predicted model, not a curated record. Lineage: Eukaryota; Fungi; Ascomycota; Eurotiomycetes; Eurotiales; Aspergillaceae.